UAUACCGUGGCUCCUCUCAGUUUGUAUUUAGUCCCACCUCAAAUCGGUGGCACAGUCCGAUCGCGUAACCGUCCGUGGAUUAUCCCCCAAAAAAGUUUUUUUCUUCGGUCCAUUCUCUUCUCCUGUUUCCUCUCGCCUUAUUCUGGUGCCUUUGAUACCCACCGAACAACGACCGGUGUGGUCUCUAAUAAUUUGACAGAAAAGUGGUGCAGGUGCGACGGAUUAUAGUUUUUAUUGGAAGCUCUCGGAAUUUUUUCCCCGUGGAAUUUAUCUCAAGAUAAAUUAGCAACAUGCAGACUCUCAGGAUUGCUGCUAUUUUGGCGCUCCUUUUAUUUUCACAAGUUUUAUGCAGGCCGCAGAGUUCCGAUCAGAAGGAUGAUGAUUAUCCUGGAGAUGGAGGGAAGGACUAUGAAGAUCCGGAAGAUUUGGAAGAUUCAGAUAUCGGAAGAGGGACCUCAGUAUCACCCCCGGUGAUCCUGACGAGACCCCUACGCGUGAGGGUGUCAGUAGGAACCACCGUUGAAUUUCCAUGUGUCGUUAAGAAUGGAGAUAACGAGGUGAUACAAUGGUCAAAAGGCAGUGAGCCUCUUUAUUUCGGCGGAGCAGUUAUGACAACAGAACCAGACCGAAUCUUUCUGGCAGCAAACAACUCGCUCAUCGUGAAUGACGUGACAGAAUAUGAUACAUCAAAUGACUGGACGUGCACGGUUGUCAUGCAGCCUCCCUUGGAGAUUCAUCACAGUCUCCAAGUUGUUAACCAGCCUACUCAGCUGACUGAGCAUCGUUCCUUGGCCGUGUGGCCAGCGAAAAAAAUCACUGUCAAUGAAAGCAUGGGUGUCGAGUUCGGUUGCGAUAGUCAGAGCAAAUCAAGGCCCGAAAUCAAGUGGUCACUCAAGGGGAAGGCAAUUGCUGAGGUUCCGGGAGUUUCCAGUAAGAAUAAUUAUGUAUUCAUUGAACAUGCAACGAGGCAUCACGCUGGGGUAUAUCAAUGUCUUGCUGAGGAUAGAUCUGCUAGCCCAGAGCAUGAGGCUAUUGAAGUCGUUGUAAAUUAUUCACCAUUCAUCGAAGUCGAACACGAUACCUUCCACACUGGUCUGGGUAUAAUUUCGGAAAUAAGUUGCGAAGUCGAUGCCCAUCCACACGCCCAUGUCAAAUGGUUUAAGAAUGGAAAUGUUGUGCCCCAGGACGAAAAACUUCACCACCAUGAAAAAAAUGGUAAGACCCUGCAUAAACUCAUCAUCGAACAUACCCGCAAGGAAGACCUUGGCACCUACAAGUGCAAAGCGACCAAUGAUCUGGGUGAAGCUUCAAAAGACGUUGUUCUUACCGGUGCACCUGCCAAGCCUGUGUUGAACCACGGUAAAGAUCGCCAUAAUCAGAAGGCCCACAUGAUUAGGUGGCGGGUACAAAGUUUUUCACCAAUUACUGAGUACAAGCUCGAGUAUCGUAUGAAGGGAAAUGAAAAUUGGAUCGAGGUGCAACCUCAGGUGACAGACGGACAGGAAAACAAUUUUGUCGUUGAAAGUCAUUUCGAGAAUCUUCUGCCAGGUGUCUACCAAGUGAGACUCCUUGCCAGGAACGACUUUGGAUGGUCACCGCAAUCCUCAAUUCAUGAAUUCAGAAAAGAAAUCGUAGCAAAUGAGGCACAGAAUGUGAAAGGAGGUUCCUCAACGACACGACCGCUUGCGGCACUCACAGCUCUCCUAGUCGUUUCCACUCGUGUCUUUACGUGUCUUUAAUUAACUCAGCACUCCACACUACAUAGGUAAUUUGCUGCAGCCAAAGCGUACACCAGCAAACUUUCAUGGUGGGACUAAGAACGAGUGUUGCCCAGGGGAGUGCCUUUGCCCACACGAUUAUUUGCGUACGAAGAAGAAAUGAUACAGCGACUUGAUACACCGUUGAAUUUCCUUUGCCCUCCACCAGUCUUCCCGAUAAAAUUCAGAGGAGUGCCUUUAUUUCCCCACAAUUUUAUCUAUCACAACAUUUCCUGAUGAAUUGAAUAACUGCCACGCAAAGAUAUCUGUCCAUAAAAUAUUUCAAUUGACUUACUAAGUCAAAUGAGAGUAAAAAGUACAAGACAAAUUUCAACGAUUGACCAACUAUUUUUGGAAUUGAGGAAUAAUUACAGAGAAUUCAUUGAAUUGAGGAAAUUUUUCGGUGCGUUUGAAAUCGCUGGGGCCUAAACUAUGAAAGUAAGUCCGUCUAUUGCCUCUCCUAGGUGUGCCAUUAUGUGCUAGAGAGUAUAAACAAAAGCAUUUUUUAAAUUUCACUCUAUAAAGUACGGAAAUAGUGUAAGGAGAUACAUAUACUUGAAAAAAAAGUUAUAUUUAUAUACCUGUAUAACAUAGUAUUCGUUGUACAUGAAUAAGUCAAGAGAUACACGAUCGUUAUUAUUAUAAUUUAUUUUUGUAUAAUUAAGUGGAAGAGAACAACUGAGAAAUAAUGGGAGACAUACCAAGCUGGAGGAGAGCAAAUCAAAUCGGCGUUCAGAUCAUGAACAUCGUUUUGUGCCAUUGUUUACGUGCGGGUAUUUACGUUAAUUACCUGCUGAAGCCUAUUAGAGUGGCAUGAAAACCUCUUCGUUAUUAGAAAACCAUAAGAGUUAUGGUAAAAGUUUCUCGUAAUCAAAUGGAAUGAUGUUCACAAGAAUCAUUGCAAGUGGGGAAAUGAGGAAAAUAUAAUUUUGCUUAUUGUUAUUUUAGCUUUUGCACCUACCUAAGACAUGUAAAAAUUGAUGAAUGGUCGUGUGCUUCGUGUGAUUAUCAUGAGUGCUUGAGAAUGAAUGAGCGUUUACAAAUUUUUAGUUAAUUUUGCAAAUAUUGGAAAUAGUAAGGCAUAAACAGAGACAGGAAAAGAGUUUCAUGUACAGAGGACGUUCAUUGCACAUUUUUCCUGCAGGGAAUUCAUCAGUGAAUUUGAAUAAAUAUUUAUCGAUAUUUUACGAUGCAUUGUCUGUAGUAUCGAAGACCCAACGAUUGAAAUUAAUUGGCGAAAUGAAAAAAUUGGUCGCUCCAGUGCAAUUGGAAAAUCAACCAAUUCAGGGAAUAGAACAAAAUUCUUCUUUUUUCGAUCUUAUCUUGUAGUUUUGGUCAAGUUGUUGGAUGAAAUUCUACUUUUCCCGAAGCUAAUUCCAUGCUAAGUUAGAAUGUGAGAUAAAAUAUGCUGGAAAAUUGAAAAAAAUAUCAGUGUUUAACAUGGCAUGUAUCACAAACCAGUUUGAACUGAUUUGUAAUUUCUUAAGGUACUUAUUUACAUGUAAAAUAAAUAUAUUCAGUAGAAGAGACGAGAA
Messenger RNA from Fopius arisanus, 3292 nucleotides. Its product is annotated as neurotrimin. The coding region runs from base 291 to 1739 and encodes 482 amino acids. The transcript is spliced from 9 exons. Lineage: Eukaryota; Metazoa; Arthropoda; Insecta; Hymenoptera; Braconidae. Gene Ontology annotation, biological process: synapse organization; homophilic cell-cell adhesion. Gene Ontology annotation, molecular function: axon guidance receptor activity; protein binding. The record is from RefSeq and is a predicted model, not a curated record. Gene Ontology annotation, cellular component: plasma membrane; neuronal cell body; axon.